UGCAUAUUAUUUAUGCUAAACAAACGCCUAACCACGCCUUUUCGCUCCUCAACGGAGAUGAGCAAAAUACAGAGACUGUACAACGCAUCCAGUAGCAUCUUCUCCGCGGAAAGAGGGGGUCUGAACCCUACCUUCAAUCAAAUUAGAUGGCUACAAGAUCUACUUGAUGCAAUGGAACCUGCGGACGUAGGAAUUGAUGGAUCUAGUGAUUACGAAAACAAGUCUCAGGAUGGGCUCAUCUUUGGACAAGCUAUAGCCCAAAUCACGUACAUACAUAUUCACGAGUCUGAUCAUUUCUCCAUCGGGGUUUUCUGCUUCCCGGCCGGAGCGAAAAUUCCUUUACAUGAUCAUCCACGAAUGGUGGUCCUUAGCAAAGUGUUAUACGGUUCUGCAAGGGUGAAGUCCUAUGACUGGGUCACCACUCCAAAAUCCAAACCAAAUAUGAGUGGGCUUGCGAAAGUAGUGGCGGAGAACCAGCUCCUACAAGCCCCAUGCAAGGCUUCAGUAUUAUUCCCGAGGAGUGGCGGAAACAUCCACUCCUUCACCGCCGUAACUCCCUGCGCCAUUUUGGACGUGCUGGCUCCGCCGUACUCAGAAGAGCUAGGAAGACCGUCGACCUACUUCUCCGACAUUCCCAUCGCUUCUGUCCCAGGGUUUGCAAUACUCGAGAAGAUAGAGAUGCCGGAUGAUUUAAAUGUGGCUGGAGCACCAUACGUCGGACCUGAGCUCAGCGUGGACAUCGACUUUUGUUGAUCUUUUUUUUCUUUUGUGUGAUCUUGUUGUGACGACUAUAUAUAUAUAUCUAUCAUGAUCGUUGAUCUUCUUUGUACAUUUUUGUAUAUGUAAUCUACUAUACGUGAGGGGAUGGUUUUGUAUUCAA
Ananas comosus (pineapple) is the source of this 880-nucleotide messenger RNA. RefSeq names its product plant cysteine oxidase 1-like. Lineage: Eukaryota; Viridiplantae; Streptophyta; Magnoliopsida; Poales; Bromeliaceae. Gene Ontology annotation, molecular function: oxidoreductase activity, acting on single donors with incorporation of molecular oxygen, incorporation of two atoms of oxygen. The record is from RefSeq and is a predicted model, not a curated record. The transcript has 5 exons. Bases 13 to 753 code for a protein of 246 amino acids.